AAGCAGGUGUUCUGGCGAAUCAUCUCGGAUUCGUGUUUUGAGAUUACUCGGUGAAUGUCGAUUCCACGUUGAGUAGGGAAACGGAAAGUCUUUUGGUGCAAAAUUGUGUCUCUAGGUCGGUCAGUCGGUCUUUCGCAUGAGUUUUGUUUUCGAUUCCUUGUGAUGGUGUGCGUGAAUGGCUUUGAAGAGCCAAUCUUGAUGAGUUAUGUGUAAAAAAAGAGUAGAUAAAAAUAAUAGCUCCAAAUGUUUUCGAAAAAUACAAUAAUUCAGAUCCUUGCCGCUACAGUACUGGUGGCCGUACACAACACGGGCGUCAUAUCAGGAACGUUUAUGAACAAUGGCGCCGUCAGGUGUGGAGCAACACUUUGUCGUCCAAUAUUCGGCAUCUAUACGAAGACCAACCCUCACAACGGUUACAUUCCCGUAACCAUUAUACCGGCUGGAGCGUUCAACAUCACAAUAACCGAAGUGAAAAACAGUCAAAACUAUCUUGCACUGAAAGCGAAGGAUCAGCAGUUUUUCAUCAACGGAGACUACACGAUUUCACUGAGUGGACAGUACACAGCUGCAGGCACCGUGUUCGAUUAUCAUCGGCUCGAUGGGCUCAGUAACGGUUCCAAGAGUAGUCUCCGUAAUGUGGAAGGCAUCACGGAGUGGGUGACCGCUGUUGGGCCAACGAGUGAACCGGUUCAGGUGUUUCUGCUCUCCCAGUACACAAACCCGGGUGUUAAGUAUGAGUAUCUGCUACCGGUCAGUGCUAAUCCGCCAGAGCCUUCGUCAUCGAUGGAAGACCCCGUCCCGGAAGUCGGGAAUGAAAUCUCAGAGAAGGCCAACGUGCGUGUUCCAAAGCAACGGCUUGUAGUAACUCAAAACAACAACGGUAGUACGACCGCUAGAGGUCCACGCAAGCGGAAAUAUCUUUGGAAGGUAAUAGGAUUCAGCGCCUGCAGUAAGUCCUGCGGUGGUGGGGUCCAGCAGCCCAUCAUCAAAUGUGUCCGCGAGUCUCCAACGCGAGUCUUCUCCGCCAAACGUUGUGCUCAUCUGCAGCAACCGAUAUUGAACGAAAAUCUGAUGCGCUGCAACACUCAACCGUGUCCAGCAUAUUGGAAGCUUGGUGAAUGGGAUCAAUGCAACUGUGAGGAGAAAUACGAUGAGGUUGUGCUCAGGACACGUGAGGUCAAGUGUGUCCAAGAACUAUUAUCUGGCAUCGUGAUCCAAGUUAACAGUGGUGCCUGCAUGGACGAUGUACCCUCAAGCACGGAAAGCUGUGAAUGUUCACGCGUUAUCAAAUCAACGACCACGCCAGCACCUCAGGUAGAACCUCCACGAUAUAAACCUACAGCCGGAAGCAAUCAACAUCAUCGAGGACAUCGUGGACACCAACAGCAUAGCCUGCACCACGCUACAGAGAGAAGCGAUAGUAACGCCGUGGUUAGUACACAGAAUGACGGCAGCAGCUCACCGGCCACGGUCAUCAGUAGAGAUCAUGGUCGUCAGCGGCAGGACAUGAGCCACAUUCAUCAUCGAGCGGAAUCAAAGAAAACAGGCGUUUGGUUGACGGCCAACUGGAGCACACGAUGCUCUACGACCUGUGGUGUUGGAUUGCAAACCCGCUCGAUCUUCUGUGAUCGUAGCUCCUCGCACAACUCGGAACGUUGUGACCUCCGUCUAAUGCCGGAAACAUCUCGAGAGUGCACCAGCGAUCGGGCAUGCGAGUUUGGUGAAUGGUUUACGGGACCCUGGACUCUUUGUUCUGGCGAUUGCUUCAACUUAACCCGCUCCCGGUCGGUACUGUGUAUACGCAAUGAGCACAUUGCGCAAGUUAGCGAAUGCGAUCACACGACACGACCCAUAUCGAACGAACCAUGUGACUCCGAGGCGUUCGAUGAAUGUAAACCUCGGUGGCACUAUUCGGAAUGGACAGAGUGUACCAAACCAUGCGGCGGAGGCAAUCAGAGGCGAGUCGUAAAAUGCCUUGAGUUCAAUUUGCGAGCAGGAGUGCUACAAGAAUCGGUGAGCUGCCGUUAUGCUGAUCGACCUACGGCCUAUCGGGUGUGCAACGAGGACAGUUGUCCGUCGACGAAGGUUACUUCGGCGCCAACAGCUACUAGCUCUUCGACAUCAUCUCAACCGAACAUGGAUUCGGAUGAUUAUAGCGUCGAUUUGAUGCUGAACGAUGAAGAAUGUCGCGAUGAGUUCCCGAAUUGCUCUGUCGUUGUGAAAGCAAAGCUUUGUGGCUACGAUUACUAUAAACAAGCAUGCUGCGUGACAUGCCGGCAUCAGAGGAACUAGCUUUUAAGGAUCUUUUGUCCUCAAACCAAUGGCCAAUUGUGAGGUGAAUUCUUCUUCGAAAACUCUAUCUUUUCUAGCAAUCUUCCCGAUUGAUCAUAUCCCCGUUCAUCAGACACAAGGUAACACAACGAAACGAAACAUCGAUUCAACAAUGUUCACAAUACUCUUCCUUCGGAUGGAUGGAUUUGAGGCGCAACAUUUGCUCAAACGAACGGAGCCCUUGGAUCUUCCAUUAUUUUCUACAAAGAAAACAAGCCGGAUGAUAUCUCCGAACCCCUGUCGAAGCUGCGUGUACAUUAAUCAAAUUCUAUAUUAUAGCUGAGCUAUUUCUUACCUUGAAUCGUGCAUCUAUGAUUUUUCUAAAAUUUGGGUUAAGGGAGACUGAUAGCAGUCAAAAAUGUUGAUGACUUUGGAUAAAAAUAUGUCCAGUGUUGUGAGCACAAGUAGAUGAGACAUGAACCAAUAAAAAAU
Molecule: messenger RNA, 2763 nt
Organism: Anopheles darlingi
Lineage: Eukaryota; Metazoa; Arthropoda; Insecta; Diptera; Culicidae
Product: A disintegrin and metalloproteinase with thrombospondin motifs 7-like
Exons: 8
Coding region: 244-2292 (682 amino acids)
Biological process (GO): extracellular matrix organization
Cellular component (GO): extracellular matrix
Molecular function (GO): metalloendopeptidase activity
Source: RefSeq, a predicted model, not a curated record